UAUCUGUUUUUGGUGCAAAUUUUCAAAAAGUAUGAUUUAAUUAUUAAAAAUUAUGUUUUUUAAUAUAUUUAUAAACACAAAAACUAACAAGGUAUAUUUAAUACUUCGAAAAUAUACAAAUAUUUAGACAUUACAUUUUUAAUUUUCUAUUCCUAAAAACUUUUUUGGCUAACAUAAAAGGAAAAAGCUUUUUCUCCAACAAUGUAAAAUAUGAAUAUCAAAGGAUAACAUUUAAAAAUUUUAGUGGUAACAAUAUGGCAACGAUGGCAUGCUCAUAAUUAAAAAAUGGCGAAAAUAUUUUUUUUAUUUGUGCUGUACCUUGGAAGCUUUUCUACAAAAACUGGUGGCUCAAUAAAUAGUGAUCCAGCUCCCGGUAGGUCACCUGGUCCACCCUUUUUAAAUAUAUCAACAAGCGGUGAAAUAGAAGAAACAGUUAAAUUAUUACUUAUAGAGCAAAAUAGAUUUAGUGGUACUUCAGAGGAAGGAAGCAAAAGUUUAAAUCUAAAAAAUAAUACAACUGAAACUUCUGCAGAUGGGACGAUGAAGAAUUCUAGUGAAUAUUUAUGUGAAGGAAGUUUGGAAAAUUAUUUUCAAAAUUUCGGUCCAAUUAAUUUAAUAAAAAAGCAUAUUUUUAAUUCUAAAACUAGAAAUGGAACUGAUUUCGAUAAUAUUAUCAGCAUCACGCACAGCAUAUUCAGUAGCGAAAGUCCAAUCGUUUGUGGUCUUUUAUAUAAAGUUAUUCUCGAUUCCAAUUCGUUCCGCAACAUUAAAGAUUUUUAUUUAGAAACCGUUACUUCUAAAGCAGAGCCAACAGGCACUUUUAUCCAAAAAAGUGCACAAAAUUUCUUUCCAAUUUCUUGGUUCCAUUUAAACGAUGGGAAAAUGUUUUGGACUGAAGAUGUUAAUCGUAAUGAGGAAGAAGAUUUAACGAAUUCUGGUUUAAAAAUGGAUAAUAUUAAGAGUAAAACCAAUUGCUUGAAUAAUAAAUGGACGGGGGAAUUUCAAAAUAAUACACAAAUGAGAGCGUUUUGGAUUUUGGAUGAAUACUGUGAUGAUUUGACAGCUGUAGAAUUUAGGUUAUAUUUUUCUUUGAGAAAGGAGGAAGAAGCAAAAUUGCCAAUGAUUUUAAGUAAAAACGUGCAUUACAAUGUUAUUAAAGAGUGUCAAUUGUGGCUGAAAAAUACAUCAGGGAAUUUUGAUCAUACGCAAUUACCAUUAUAUACGAAUAAUUGUACUGUUUAUUUUCCAAAGAUAAAACCGAUAUCAUACGGAGAUACAAAAUUUUUGGUGAAAAUAAAAAAGUUAAAUGUUGCAUGCGAUAGUGGGGGUUAUUUGCAGAUCAAAAAUAAAACAAAAUUAUGUGGAAAAUAUGAGGAAAUAAGAAAAACUGAUUUAUUGCAUCAUUUUGAAAUAGAUGAAAAUUCAUUUAUCAUAAUUCAUAAGAAUGUCAUGUUUAGUAUAGAAUAUCAACUAGUUGAUUAUUGUUAUAAUAUGCUUCUUACUGAUAGAAAUAAUUCAUUUAAAGUGGAAGUAAAUAGAGAAUAUUUGGAUUGUAAUUUUAAAAUACAUUUACCAUACGGAAAUCAAGUCAAUCUAACAUUAGUUGUAAAUCCAGAUUCCAAGCAAAUUCAGCACGAACGUUUAUUAAUCGAUAAGGUAGAAAGUUUAGAUUUUUUAGAUUACAAAUCGCACACAAAUUUAUUUGCUAAAAAUUAUUUUAAUAGCUUCAAUAAUAAUAAUAACACUAAUAAUAGUAAUACUAAUAAUAAUAAUGAUAGUAAUAAUAACAAUAAUAGUAGCAAUAAUAGUAAUAAUGAUUUCAAUAAUAAUAAUAAUAAUAAAAGUAAUAAUAAAACCACUUUUAUUAGUGAUAAUAAUAAUAGUAACACAAGUAAUAUUAAUAGUUUCGAAUACACAGAAAAAAAUAACAAUAAUAAUUAUGAGAAUAUUGAUAGUCUAGAUAGUUUUAAAAGUGAAAGUACUAAUACGAGUUGCGAUGGAAUUUUAUUAGAAAUAAUUGAUAAAAAAAAAAAUUUUCAAUGGACAAAAUGUAUCAAAAAAGAUAAUAUAAAAGAAACAUUUCACUUUAUAUCUUCAAGCAAUAUUUUAAUUGUACGAAUACGUUAUAACUAUAAUCAUCAAAAUAAAUUUAGUUUUAACAAUAAUUCUAAAAAGGUGAAGCAACUGCCAAUAGUUUUUUUGUCAUACAUUGCAAUACCAAUAAUAGAACUAGUACAAGAUUGUCAAUUUGGUUGGAUUGCGUGGCGAAGGUUUUGCAUAUCUGCAAUAGAAAAAGAACUAACUUGGUAUGAAGGUGAACAACAUUGUAUUAAUAAUGGUGGGCAUUUGGCGUCAGUUAGAUCUGAGGCUGAAGAAAAUAUCAUAGACACUAUUAUAAUGAACAGCCCGGGGUACCAGCAGCAAAUGGCUUAUUGGAUUGGAGGUUCAGAUAAAAAUUUUGAAGGUGAUUUUCGUUGGACAGAUGGAAAUAAUUUUCAAUAUUCAAGAUGGUUUCCUGGGUGGAGUCAUCAUAAUAAUUACAACAAACAACCAAAUGAUGAUGGUUUGAGUAAUCAGGAUUGUAUUGAAAUAAGAAAAUAUUUUAAAAUGCCACCGAUUGUGCUAUCAGUUGAAGAGCCAUUCACGAAAACGUUUAUGUGGAAUGAUAGGAAUUGCAAUGAAAAAAAUUUUCUAAUUUGUAAGACACACAUGUCUCAAGAAGACUCAAAUCUAAGUUGGACAAAUGAUUGCAAUAAAACAGUGUCCCUUACAAAGGAACAUCCCAGAGCAUCUGUUUGGAGUCCGGAAUUUCCAAAACCAUAUCCAGAUAACGCUAAUUGUUACACAACAAUAAUAGCACCAGCAAGUUACAAAAUUAUUGUAGAGUUUGAAGAGCUUGUAAUUGAAAAUGAGCCUAGUUGCCAAUACGAUUAUUUGGAAAUAAUAGAACCAUCGCAUAAUUACUUAAAUAUGCAAAAUAUAUCAAAACCUAAUACUACUCAGCGACCUUCUUAUGACGAUUUCAAUUUAAAAAUAGACUUUGAAAUAACGAAAAAUGUAAAUCAUCAAAAUAUUUUGAAUAUUUUUUCUGAUCUCUAUGAGAGUCCUUCGAAUUAUUUAAUUAAAACGCCAGAGUAUCCGAAAGGAUAUACGAUAUUUCCAACAAAAUCAAGUAAUUAUGAAUAUUUUACGAAAAGAAUAUGUGGCGAUUGGAGUCCAAAACUGAAGUUAUUACGUUAUAUAUCAAAUAAUUCGAUUUUAGGGCUUCAUUUCGUUUCGGAUUAUUCACAUCAUUUUGGUGGUUUCAAAGCGAAAAUUUUCAUGCAAAAUAAAAAUAUGGAAUGUCCAGAUGAAAGAUUAGUUUUUCACAAUGGCUCUUGCUAUUUAUUUGGCUCAUAUCCUGAAGUUGAUUGGUGGACUGCUCAGCAAAUUUGUAGGGGUAUUGGGGCGAAAUUAUCGUCAAUUUCUUCAUCCUCUGAGAACAAAUUUCUCAUCACUAGUAUUAGAAACCAAAUUGAUUAUAAUCCGCAAAUCAUUUAUUGGUUAGGGGGGAAGUUAAAUGAGUAUGGAAAAUUUGAAUGGACCAGCAACGAUAAAAUGAUUUUUGAGGGAUGGUUACCUGAUCAAUCACAUGAUACAAGUAAUAGUAAGAUACCCAUGUGCUUGGGAUUACAAUGGAAAGUUCAACCUUCCACAAAAUUACCAUCUGGACUCUACUGGGAAAGUGAAAUUUGUCAGAAAACUGGUGGAUACAUUUGUAAACAAAAGACAAAUAAUGAAAUCAACAACUCAAAUUUACAGAAUGAAACGAUUUCUGGGACAGAAGGGCGAUUAACUUCUCCAGCAUAUCCUAAUCAAUAUCCUAGUAAUACCGAUUAUUGGGUUCAUCUUGUUGCUCCAGAUAAACAUAGGAUUGUGAUUCAGUUCCAAAAAAUUGAUUUAGAAGCUCAAAGCGAAUGUCUUUACGAUUUUAUAACAAUACAAAAUUUAGAGACUGUCUCAAAAAUAUCAUUGGAACCAGGCUCAAAUUUAGUACCUAUAGCAAUGUUAACCUCCGAACGAAAUUUAGAAGAAAGUAAUUAUGAUAACUGGUUGUAUUAUCUUAAAAGAAUAAGAAGGUCCACAGUUAGUAAGUUAUCGAGAUUCGAUUCUCUAUUUCAUGGACAAUACAUUAUUGAAAGAAAGGAUAAAAAGCAUAGAUUUCGAAAUAAAAAAAGUAGAAGGAAAAAGAGAACAUUAAAAAUGGCAUUUACAGAAGAAACUGUUUUAAAUCAACGCAAUUUUGAUAAUGAUAUUAAAUACAACGCACAAACAUUUCUACCAUAUGUUAGAUGGUGUGGCCGCCACGAUACUAAUAUGUCAAAAUUUGACUUUGUUUCAUUAUCAAAUGAGGCUAUAAUCAAUUUUCAUAGCGACUAUUCUAAUUCUGGUGCAGGCUUUGCUGCAAUUUGGAAAGCAAUCGAUUUAUCUGGCUGUCCUUUACAAAUACUAACAUCAAAGGAAGGUGUAAUACAAAGUCCAAAUUAUCCGCAUUUUUUAUUAAAUAAUUUAGAUUGCACUUAUGUUAUUCAAGCUCCCAAUAAUAAGCGGAUUUGGUUAGAAUUUUUAGAUUAUAAUUUAAUAAAUGAUGCAACUCUGUAUCUUGAUAUUGGAAAUGGAUGGUUUGAGCCUUUUAAAAAGUAUAAUCAUGUAAAUGAUGGAAUAUAUUUUGGUGAAAAAGAACAAAUUAAAGUGAAAAUUGAAACAGGUUCAAAACCUCGUGGUAAAGGAUUUAAAAUAAGCUUCAAGACAGAUUCCAUUGGAAAGUCCAUUGAAGAACGUCUCAUAAAUCUAGCGAAUAACACUAAUGGGAAUUUAUAUCAUUUGAAUUAUCCAAAUAAUUUGCCAUCAGAUAUAAAUUUUUCACAACAUUUCAUAGCACCUUUAGGUAAUGUGAUAUUGCUUGAAGUGUUCGGGUAUACAUUGAAUGAAAAUGAGUGUCUUCAUCGUAAUUUUCUUGAGGUUGUAGAUAAUUAUGCAGAUAACAAUGGAACUAAAUGGUAUCUUUGUGACAAUGCAAAUGAAAGCAAAGAUUUUGAUAACUUAAGAGAAAGAGCUCCUGUUCAUAUUACGUCAUAUCUGAAUACAUUACACAUAAGACAGAAAUCUUUUUACAGUUCCGAUUUUGGUUUGAAUGCAUCCGUACGUUUGCAACAAGAUCUUAAUUUGAAGCUGAAAUUAGCAACUGGAGAUGAUUUUGUUGAAACUUGUCAUCCUAAUCCAUGUAAAGAAAAAGGAAAAUGUAUAUCAAAGAAAUCUGUAAAUAAAUGUCAAUGUACGGGAUAUUUUACUGGAAAAUUUUGUGCACUUAAUGUUUGUGAUUUAGAACCGUGUGUUUUUGGUAAAUGUGAGUUAACGGCAACAAAUUUCAAGUGUAUAUGUCAAUCAGGUUAUAUUGGAGUAACAUGUGAGCAGAGACUAAAACCUUGUUCGGAUAAUCCCUGUGAAGGAAGAGGCGAAUGUUUUGAAAAAAAUGAUGAUUUCUUCUGCCGAUGCCAUGCAUGGUGGGAAGGUAAACGAUGUGAAAGAAGGAUGUUACAUAUACCUUAUAAACCGUUGUCGGAGAGAAUGCUUCAAGAACCAUUUUGGUUGGGAUUAAUUACAGUUUUCGUAGUUUUAGCUUUUAUUGGAUUAGUUUGGUGUGCGAAACGUCAUUUUCCAGAGAAAAUUGAAAAAUUAUUAGCUGAAGAGGCGACUAGAAACAGACAAAUUGGAACACUUCACGGUCAUCAUCAUCAUACUUCAUUGCGAGAGCAACUUCAAUUCAACUCUGGAACAUCACAAACAACUUCUGCUAAUGCGCAAGGAGCACCACGUUCAAUAUUUAAUAAAUUGGGUAUAAGAAAACCUUCAAUACUUAGUCUCAGCAGCCCUAAUCCAUCUGGAGGGGCCGCAGCACGAACAUUUUCGCUAGAUGAUUUGUUACGCCCACCUCCUCGACGUUCUUCUUCUCCAAGGAAAAAACGUAAUAAUUCUACACCAGUUAAGAAAAGUGCAGUUGAAAAAAAGCAAAUUUUACAACAUCUUGUGUCACCAGCAAAUCGAGUAUCCAAACCAAAUAUAAAUAACUCCGAUGUAAUAUUGUUAUCUGAUAAAGAGCAACAAUUAGCAACAGAAAGUACAGAUGAAAAUAUAAAAGAAACAACAUUUACAAGUAAUGCGAAUAGUUUCAUAGCAAGGAGACCUCUAAGUGACUCAAAAUUAGAAAAAAAAGUAACAUUUGCAAGACUUUUAGAUAAGGUAUCGGCCGAAAUGAGUUCAGGUUCAGAAAUGGAUGGAGAUAAUGGCACAAGACAUUCAAGUGCUUUAAGUCUUCACUCUGAACUUCAAUUCCGAACGAAUUCAGUUCCACAAUCACCUUGCACUAAUGACAUGAAAUCACCUCAUAGCACUUCAUCAAUUCAAGGAAGUGAAUCAGCAUCAUCUAUUUCUGAAAUAGGCAUAACAAAUGCUAAAACCAGUUUUAAUUUUAGUAAAAAUAAUAAUAGUAUUAAUAAUAGACGCAUUAAACCAAAAGUAUCCAGUGCAGAUUCGAUAUUGGCGAUGUUUAGAAAUUUAGCUUCUUCUUCUACUAUUUCUGGAGCAACGUCGUUGCCAUCAACGUCAAUUUAUAUGUCUCCAUCAACAACACCAACUCCUUCUAGUCCGCAAGAUGAUGCACUUGGAGAUGAUGAAUCAUCAACAUCGUCAUUACGAGCACCUGUUAGUUUUUCUAUUGGCCCUCCAGAUUCACCAGUAUUUUAUAGGCAAACAACAAUUGAAGUACCCGUUUUAGAUGUCAUUAGUGCUCAUAAAACAACAAGUAAUACAAGUAUGCUACACCCACCGGCUGUUCUACUAGAGAUUCCGAGCACUGGCAUAAGCAAAUGUCUUUCACCAAUAAGAGAACUACCAACACCAGUUCCAUCACCUGCAUUAACACCGGUUAUGCCACGGGUUAAUAGAAACGAGAAAAUGUUAACAAAAAAGGAUUUUUUAAUAACAAAUGAUAGCGAACUAGAUGAAAACAUUGAGAAACAAACUAUUAAUACAAUUCUGCCUCAAAAUAUUGUAGACAACACUCAUAAGGCUUCAUCCAACAAUUUUGCAAACAAUCAAAAUUCCGCUACAACAAAGUCAUUCGCCGAAACAAAAGGUGUAGACAAUUUGAAAUCAAAUUUUGUUUCAGUACCAGAUAUAAAAUUUGAAAAGGAACCGAACUCACCGUCUGAUGAAAAAGCCCAAAGGCCAAGAAACUUAAUAAUCCCAACGUUAGUCGUAGAGCAACCCAGUCCUACAAAAAACCGAUUACCAGUAAUAAUUUUUCCAGGUUCUCCACCACCUGGUCGAGCUAGUGCAGGAGAGAAAAAUCUUAUGUUUUCUGAAAAGCCUCAACAGAAAAGAUUAUUUAAGCAACUUGAUAAACCAAGUUCUUUAGAUUUCCCACCUAAUACACCCACUAUUACUGUAACAUCAAAUUCUAGUGAUUUAGAAUCUGACGCUGACGUUUUGUCACCAUCUCAAAAAGAUGCAAAUACUUCAUUAUUAAUACCUGGUGUUACAGUUGGUAUGUGUUAUUUAAGUCCAUUCGCAAUUUGCACAAGAGCUGACCGUACAAUUUCCGAGUCAAAUUUAAGUUCUUCAGGUUAUUCAAGUAUGGCCAGUCCGGGUCCUAGUCGAUGUGGGUCAAGUAAUCCUCUGUAUUCAAAUGAAAAUGAUGAUAAUAAUAGUGGGCACCCAAAUUUAAACAAUACAUUUUAUAAUAAUUUAUUAGUUAGACGACAAGCAAAUAAUUUAGCUACAAAUAAAGAUAAGCAUAUUGGUAAUAAAAAAUCUGGUGAUGUGGCAGACCGCUUAAAAUUACAUUCAGAUUCAGAAACAAUAUCUGAUGAAGCAUUUAUAGAAUCAAAUGACGAAGGAAUUGGAACAGACAAUAUUGAAGAGAAAAACGAUUGUUUAGAAAUUAAAAAAGCAAAAGAGUUUGAAAUAUAUUUGCAAAAUGACUUGCUACAAUCUGGCAAGAAGUUAUUAACGUCAGAUGAAACUACAACUAUGGCACAAUUGCGAUUACCCACCAUGACUGUUAACCAAUCAAAUGAAAGUAUUGAUAGAGGAUUAUCACCAGUUUCUUCAAGAUCAGAAAGUCCGCUUAGUGAAAAAAUGACAGGUUUUGGUAAAUUUUCAUAUCAUUUUUAUGGUCGAAAAGAUCAGCAAUUACCGUUCACUGAUUCUGAUGGAUUAUAUGAUUUUCCAUCAUCGGAUGGAAGAAGCGCGCCUAGUACCCACCAUAGAAAAUCAAAUAAUAAAAAACGUGAAAGAAAAACAAAUAAGCCUAUACAAAAUGCACCUGCUAAUAUAAGUGAAAGCACCUUAAAAGAAGCACAUUCGAAUUUUAGUACAUUGAAGCAUUCACAUCAUGUUCAUCAGAAUAUUUCUGCAACCCGUAAGAGUCCAAAAAGAAGAACUUUGCAAAGAACCACGUUAGUUAAUAGUUCAUCAUCAACUGAAAGUUUAACAUCGCCUCAGGAAUUGAAAAUAUCAACACGUUUAUCACUUCAAAAAAGUAAAACUAUAAAAAUUCCAUCAGAAGAAAAGUUGCCUGAGGAGUUUUGUAACCGAAGAUUUUGUAAAUAUUUAAAUAAAUCCGAAAACAAAACCAAUUAUCUAAAGGCCAUAGGAAAUCAGAUAAGAUUUCUUCGCAGAAUCGAGAAAUCUAUCAAGAGAAGAAAAAUUUUAGACUCGGCAGAUGACGAGGAAAUGUUUGAUGACGAUGAUGAUGAAAAAUCUAGCAAAAAUGGUUUAUUAUCCGAAUUACCGGUAACGGUUGAAAAUACAUCACAUAAAAGCUUAGCUAUGGCUCGAAAAAACCCAGACACGAAAAAUGUAAAAUAUUUAGGCUAUAAUAGUUUUUGAACAAACUGAGUACUAUAAAAUUCAGUUUUGUUUUUUUUUAAUUUCAAAAAACAUAACAUGUAAUUAUUAUCAAUAGCAUAAUUUAUACUGUAAAUUCAAAUUUUACAUUAAAUAUUUAAAAGAAUUCAUAGAAUACAUAAAUAAAAGUUAAGUCGGCGUAUGUACAUGUAAUUACAUUAAACAACCAGAUUUAGAUAGUUACACAUUAUUUAAAUAACAUGCACAUUAUUAUAGUUACUUUUAACACAAAGUAAUAAUAUGAUUUUCAUAAAUUAUAGCUCAUAAGUCUCAACAUUUUACAAACUCAAAAUCAUAUUUCAUAAAAAAAAACUUUCUACAGACGUACGUACCUGUUAAGUAUGUCCAUAUGUAAUAAAAACGCAAUUUUACAUAACCAUUCAAAUAGUUCAUUUUCCAAUACAACAGUACAAUAAAAAAAUUUUUACCCACUUGUUAUGGAAACUUUAUUUUAUCAAAGCUUUUUUUUUAAUUUUCUUUUUGUGCAAUCUGUUAUUUAUUUUCUAUAAAUGUACAAGUGUUUAACUGUGCAAAAAAUUAUUAAAAGUGUCAUUAUUUUAACUUAUACACUAUGUAAUACAAGCCGCGUUUUUCAUAAAAAUUCAUUAUGUUUUUGUUCAAUUUACAUAAUAUUUUAAUUUUAACCUAUAUUCUUUAAUUAUUUUUGGCUUUUAUUAACCCAGAAGAUGUAAGAAUUGAAACUAACGUAAAAAAAAUCAAUUUGUCAUUUUAUUGUCAUAAAAUAAAUGUGAUUAGACAAACUGAAUUAAACGAAUUUUAGUUUAUCGAAGUUAAGAAUAGAAGAAUAUCGAUUCAUUUAAGCUGAUAAAGUGGUGAGUUGAAUAAUUUUUUUUUUAAAAAUUGUUGACACAAAUAUAAAUUGUCUGGAAAAUGGGGUUAUAAAAAUUA
Molecule: messenger RNA, 9858 nt
Organism: Condylostylus longicornis
Lineage: Eukaryota; Metazoa; Arthropoda; Insecta; Diptera; Dolichopodidae
Exons: 27
Coding region: 286-8931 (2881 amino acids)
Molecular function (GO): serine-type endopeptidase activity
Source: RefSeq, a predicted model, not a curated record